Messenger RNA from Nematolebias whitei (Rio pearlfish), 1000 nucleotides. RefSeq names its product voltage-dependent L-type calcium channel subunit alpha-1D. NCBI's taxonomy places the organism in Eukaryota, Metazoa, Chordata, Actinopteri, Cyprinodontiformes, Rivulidae. The record is from RefSeq and is a predicted model, not a curated record.
GUCACACAGAGGUGACGACCAUCACCCCACCAUCCGCAGAGAGGAGGACUUUGACGAGGACCGUUUAUCUGGGGAAUAUUAUAGUGGGGAGGAGUUUUAUGAGGACGACAGUAUGCUGUCAGGGGACAGGUACCAGAACAGUGACACGGAGUACGAGACUCCAAAAGGCUACCAUCACCCUGACAGUUAUUAUGAUGAUGAUGAGCAGCCUCUGUACGGAGACUCACGAAGGUCACCAAAGAGAAGGCUGCUUCCAGCCACACCUCAAGGUCACAGAAGGCCGUCUUUUAACUUUGAGUGUUUGCGCAGACAAAGUAGCCAGGAUGAGCUUCCACAUCAGCGUACUGCUUUACCACUGCACCUUAUGCAGCAUCAGGUUAUGGCUGUAGCAGGCCUGGACUCCAGCAGAGCCCACUGCCUCUCCCCGACCCGCUCCACCCGCUCCUGGGCCACGCCUCCCGCCACCCCGUCCAGUAAAGACCAGUCGCCGUAUUACACGCCUCUCAUCCGUGUGGACCGCCCUCAGAGGGACAGUGCUGCUGGGAGCCAAGUUUCGGUGCGCAAGAGCUCCUGGUACACAGACGACCCUGAGUUCUCCCAGAGGACGUACUCACCUGUCCACCUUCAGGUACCACCUGAGUACCACAAUCAGUACCACCAGAAGAGAGGCAGCGCAACCAGCCUUGUAGAAGCGGUUUUGAUAUCAGAGGGUCUUGGGAGGUUCGCCAAGGAUCCCAAGUUUGUUGCUGCCACGAAGCACGAGAUCGCAGAUGCUUGUGAGAUGACAAUAGACGAGAUGGAGAGCGCAGCCAGCCACCUGCUGAGUGAAGGGAUGGCCCCCAGUAUCAAUGGGGUCAACGUGUUUCCCUUUUUAUCUCCAAGGGACUAUGAACUGCAGGACGCUGGAGCAAGCUACAGUGAUGAGGAGCCAGAGACAGAAGCCAGAGCUCCUUACGAGGAAGACCUGGCGGACGAGAUGAUCUGCAUUACGACUUUAUAG